AUGACAACUCCUUCAAUUAGGACAAAUACAAAUGGAGAAAAUAGAUCAGAGCCAGCACUGCCAUAAGGAAUUUUUUUUAGUAAGAAAGUUCAUAAAAUAUCAUCAAGCAAGCUAUUUAGCAACGAAAGAAUUUUAUAACUUGAAGAUGCAUAAUUGAAGUAUUUCAAGCCUGUAAAGAAUUUUGUUGAAGAUAAGCCAGUUAGUGGCAAAUUUAAAAAAGGCAUUAACAUAGAAUAUAUUUAGGCUAUUAACUUAACUUCAGAAAAGAAAAAUAGAAUUGUAAUUGAGUUCCUUAAAAAGGGUCUUUUUGAUAUGAAAAGAAAAUCAAUUAUAAGCAAAAAGGAAAAUGACAUUGAAACUUGGGAGUUCAUUUGUAAAAAAUCUGAGCAAGCAGAGUUUAUAAAAUAGAAGAUAUUUGAAGCGAAAAGUAGCAAAAAAGAAGAUUAAACAAAUCAUAAUACAAAUUAAUACAACUCAAUUUAGAAAAAGGAGUCUCAAUCUUCUCUAAAUUUUAAUGGGAACCAAAAAGAAAACUUAUUUAUUAAAAAUUUUAAUGAGUAAUUAAAUGAAGAAGAUGAGGAAGAUGAAGAAGCUAGUCGUUAUGAUGAAUAAGAAGACUUAAAUAAUUUAAAGAAAAAAAUGAAUUAAGAAAAGAAAAAUCAAGAUGAUAAGGCAAGUCCUAUUAAAAAAGGAAAUGAUUAAUCCCCAUUAAAAAAUACAUCUUAAAUGAAGCUAAAUUCUUAGCCUAGCUUAAAAGGAUCUUUUAAUUAGCUCCCCUCUUUUGAGUAAGUUUCAUCUUCACCCAGAAAAGAAAAUAAUAUAGCUCAUACAGUUUAACGCUUAGCAAACUUUAAAGGAAAGAGACAAAGCAUUUUAGAAAUAAAAAACGAUAAAGAUACACUCUCAAACAUUCCUUACCUCACAGAAUCCUAUUAAAAAACUACAAACGAAACAUUUAAGAUAAAUAUGGAAAAAGUGUAGUAAUCAUAGUCAUCAUCUUCUUCUUCGAAUUAAGAUCCUGAAGAAGAAAAAGAUGUGGCAUCUCCUAUGUUAGAAACUAAAAGAAAUUUUUAAAGAAAUGGUAAUUCUAGUAUACCUAAUUUUAGCAAUUUAUUACCUCAACCAACAGUUUAAAGUAGCUAACUUCAAAAAACACAGUCAUAGCAAGUGCUUUCAGAUCAAAACAGUGAUUAAGAAUUAAAAAAUGUGCCAUCAACUCCAGCUUUAAGAAACACAUAAUCAGCUAUUUAAUAAAAUAUCUCUGAUGGAGGGAGUAUGACUACUGCAAAUAGAAUAGUGUAAAAAUAAAAAACUCUAACCUAUAUAGGUAGUGAUUCAAAUUUAAACAGCUAGUAUGGAGGUUCUCCCUAUUAAAGAUUAAGAUUAGGUAAAUAGCAUACAACUAUAGGAUAUUUUCCUAUGUCUUCUGACAAUUCACUCAAAGAUAGUAUUGAAAAAGCUAUUGUCAGAAGAAAUGCUGAAAACAGUCAUGAGUUUAGAUACCAUAGUUUUUUAGAGAGUAGUUUAAAAGCAUCAACACUUGAGGAUUAGCUAAAGGAAGGAAUUAAACUAUUUUUAUAUCUAGGAUAAUUUAGAGAAAAGGCGAUAAGAGCUGCUAAAUCUCUUGUUGAGGAUUUAAUGUAGCCAAAACCAAUUUAUGAACCUAGAUUUAAAAGUAUGGUUGCUAUUCCUGAACUAGAGAAAAUUCGAGAGUUAAAUAGUAGCUAAAAUUUAAAAAGUUAAAGUCCCACAAAGAAAAAUCAAGGCACUAAGGAUUUAUUCCAAUUAGAUCCAAACAAAGAAAUUGAUAUAGAUGAUAUGUUUUAUAUUCCAGAAGAGAAUGUUAUAGCUAAAGUUUUUUUUACAAAGCAAAUUAACUUGGUACCUGAUUAUUUGUAAGAUAUUAGCUAUAAUUAAGAAGAAGGUGUUGAUUAUUUUGAUUCAUCAAGUAUUAAGUUUGGAGGGGAUUAAUUUAGAAUAUUAAACAGUAUAAGCAGUAGUUACAUAAAGAUUAGAAAGUAUGAUCCUACUUACUCCUUAAGAGUUCCUUUGUCUGUUAUAGUAGACUACCUUGGAUUUAAGAUACUAGUUUAUGCAAGGCCUUAAUAUGAAAAGAAUAUAGUUUAUGGACCAGACAUUGAAAAAGAUGGGACUUUUGUUGGCUAUAAAAAAGUUUAAAAAUAUGAAUAAAAAAUAGAAGAAGAUGCAGAAAAACUGAGAUAAAGAUUGAGAAUUAAGUCUCAUUAUUUUGGUUGGAAGCAUGACGAGCCUAUACAAUGUAUUUUAACAUUUGAAACAGAGAUUCACAAAUCAGCAGGAGACAGAGCUACAAAGAGUAAUUUAGUUAAGUAUUAAAAAGACACAAUUUUAAUUGAUCAAGAUAAAGAAGAAGACUAGUUUUAUAUUGAAAAUUAUAAUGAUUUCUAUCCUAUUAACUCAUUUUUAGAUUGCUAAUUUAAUAAAAAUCAAAUGCGUUACCCUAGAAAAAUAAGGCCUGAAAUUCUUCUGAAAAAGAAGAAAUCUCUAAAUCCUGAAGCUUAUUUUUCUUAGAUAAAGUUAGGAAAAAAUCCAGAUAAUACUAAUAUUAGAGAAAAGUAGGAUUAGAUGAACUAUUUUCAAUUAAUAAAAAUAGAAAAAUAAGAUUAGCUUGAUAUUGAAGAAGUAGAAUAAUAUUCACUUUAUCUAUCAACAACGAAACUUUUUAAGCUAAUAAAAUAAUUUGAUAGUCUUGAUAUAAUACCUUAUGAUAGUCACACUAUCAAAGAAGCUUUACAUAGCAAUGGUUUAAAUAUUAAGUAUAUAUCUUAUAUUGCUGAACACAGUAACACGCCUUAUGUCAAACUUUUAUUUGAAUAAGAAAUGGUAGCAAGGACUGUCAAAAGAAUGAUUAGGUGUUAUUUAACUUAGUUUACAUUUCAAAGCAGAAAAACUUCCUCAUCAAUUUUAAGAAGAGGAAAUAUUCUUGAAAUGAAUAACUAGCAAUAGAAAGCUAAUGACAUAAAGUUCAAUACAAAUACAAAUUAAAAAAAAGCUAUAAUUGAAACUUUAAAUUUAAUUUUUGAGAAUUCAGCUGAGUCUCAGCAAUAUUGGGAAUAGAUAAAUACAUAGAUUUUAAUGGAAUAUGGUUAUCGUUAAAAAGUAUCUCUUGACUAGUUUGAAAAAGGCGGACUUCUUAAUGCUAUUCAUUAUCAUUCUCAAUUUAUACUCUCAUAUGGUACUGAUAUAUUUGAUACCUAAAAGAGAGAUAGAAAUAAAUAUAGCAAUGCCUUUGCCUAGUAGAUAUUACAGUAAUUAGAAAUGGUAGAUUAAGAAACGAAUUAUGAAGAAAAAAGCGAUGUGCAAAUGCCAUGGCAGGAUUAAUCUAAUUUUGAAUUUCAGCCUGCUAAAAUUGUGGAUGCAUCAAACAUUUCUGAGGAAGUUGAAGAACCUGUAGAAAUCUUGACUUUAGAAAAUUUUCUUGACUUCUAAUACGAAUCUAAAAUGUUUGACUAUAAAGAUAUUCCAAUUUAGAUCUAUGCGAAUUUGUAGUAUCCUAGUGAUCCUCAGAAGCAAGUUUAAACUAUCUUGAUUUAGGAUAAAAUCUCACAGGCUAUCAAUUAAGAGCAUAAAGAAAGAUUUUUUACUUUAUAUGGCCUAUCUAAAUCUUAUUUCUCUAUUGGAUAUUAUAAAGAAUGUAUAGAAACCUUAAACAAGUGCAUAUCUUGCUUAGAUUAUUAUCCAUCUAUUUUGCUUGUUGAUCCACUAUGCCUGUUAAUACAGUGCUACAUUAUAUUGAAAUAAAAUCAAAAAGUUCAAUACCUUUUUUGGAAAACAGAAGAAAUUAUUAACUUUAAUCUAGGUAAGAUGCAUCCUCUACACUGCAGACUGUUAAAUAACAUGGCUCUUUAUUACGAGUUUAUAGGUUAAUACUAAGAGUAAAUAAUUUUAAUGAAAGCUAGUUGCAAUUUAGUGUAGAAAAUUGUAGGCACCAAUCACAAAAGGACUGCUUAGAGUAUUUUUGAAUUGGCAACUAUUUUAUCUCAAAAUGGAAUGACUAGUUAAGCAAUAGGCCAAUAUGAAACAGCCUUUUACAUAUACACUUCGAUAAAAGGAGAUUAAAAUAAAAAUAGUGCUGAUAUUGCAUAUAAAAUAGCACUCGAGAGUUUUACAUUGAGGGAAUUAGAAAAGUGUGGAAAAUAUAGUACUUACUGUCUUCAAUUUUUUGAGGGAAAGGAAAAUAUUUAUCUAAAUAAAAUUGUUGAAUUGAAAAUCAUCCAAUUUAAAAUACUAAAAAUACAACAAGAAACAAAUUAAGACUUAUCUAACAUUCUUAACGAGAUCUGGCUAUACAUGUAUUAAAGAGAUUAUACUAAUCUAGAUCAUAUAGUAGAUAUAUUGAAGGAGUACGUAUAGUAUUAUCUGAAAACUCUGACUGAUUAAGUUAAAGUUUUCUUGAGUUUGUAAUUUGAAUUAAUCUUAAAUGGCCUUAUAAAUAAGAAGAUUUUAGAUUCUUUUUUAAUAGAGGAAGUUUAGUAAAAAAGUAAAUUAAUAAUAAUGAAGGAGAUUUUAUUCAAUGGAAACUUAAAUAAUCCUAUUAAUUUUAUUGAAAGAACUUUCAUAACUUUAGCUGAAGAUCAAUAGAAAAAAGUUAUACCAAUUUAAAAAGAAGAUGACGAUGAAAACAAUGAUAAAAGUAUGAAGAAAAAAACAUUUAAGUUUUAAAAAUAGCCUUUUCUUCCAAAUUAAAGCAACCAAAAUAAAGACCAGAAAUUUUCUAUCAACCAAAUUUAAAAUGGCAUAGAUUAAAGUAGUCAAAAUUAAGACAAUAAAAACGAUGAUUAUGAACUUUCAAUUAAGAGAUGUAGGUCACUGUUUGAGCACUUGAUUUGUCUAGUAGGUGUUCCAUUUUUCAAAUCAAUUUUCCUUUAAAAUAUAGUUUGA
Messenger RNA from Tetrahymena thermophila SB210, 4920 nucleotides. RefSeq names its product translation initiation factor eIF3 subunit. Gene Ontology annotation, molecular function: protein binding. NCBI's taxonomy places the organism in Eukaryota, Ciliophora, Oligohymenophorea, Hymenostomatida, Tetrahymenidae. The transcript has 10 exons. Gene Ontology annotation, biological process: organelle organization. The record is from RefSeq and is a predicted model, not a curated record.